Messenger RNA from Salvia hispanica, 884 nucleotides. Its product is annotated as protein LIFEGUARD 2-like. The record is from RefSeq and is a predicted model, not a curated record. Gene Ontology annotation, cellular component: membrane. NCBI's taxonomy places the organism in Eukaryota, Viridiplantae, Streptophyta, Magnoliopsida, Lamiales, Lamiaceae.
AUUAGAACAUCAAAAAAUUCAAAGCAGAAAGAAAUAAUCAUCAGUGGUGAAAAAUGUCGAACGAGAAUGGUGAUGAUACUGAGGCGGCUCUUUUGUAUUCAUUUGGGGAAGAAUACCCACAACUGCGAUGGGGAUAUAUUCGUAACGUUUACGCAAUCCUCGCCGCUCAACUCAUCGCCACCAUCGCGGUCGCGGCCUUCGUCGCCAACGUCAAAUCCGUUGCUCUUUUCUUCGGAACCAAUUGGGCUGGCUGGCUUCUUUACGCACUCAUCAUAAUAGCUGUUUUAAUUGUUAUGGCUUUAAUCUAUGUCAACCUAGACAAGUAUCCCACCAACUUCAUUCUGCUUGCCAUAUUUACACUCUUAAUAGGACUAAUUUUUGGCCUUGUAGCGUCAUUCAUUAGUGCGAUGGUAGUAAUAGAGGCAGCAGCGGCAACACUGGCCGUGUUGGCAUGUCUUACGUUGUACACAUUCUGGGCAGCGAGGAGAGGCGAAGACUACAGCUUCCUUGUUCCCUUCUUGAUCACUGUUGUCGUCACUCUCGGCUUGCUUGUCAUAUUCCAGAUCUUUUUCCCAUUAGGAAAAAUCUCCACAAUGGUGUGGAAUGGGAUUUUCAUACUCCUCCUUUGUUCCCACAUCAUAAUCGAUGGGUAUUCUUUGUUCGAACGGAUGUAUGGCUAUUACAUUUUGUCUUCAAUUAUGCUCUAUUUGGAUAUCCCCCUCAUGUUCUUGAAACUAUUAGGACUAUUAAAAGCUGUUGUUUGUAGAAAUUGAUUGUAUUACUGCAUUGUUUCUAGUGUGACAUGUUGCAUUGCUUUUCUUUCAGAUCAUUGUUUUGUUUAGAAACAUAAUAAAAUUAAAAAUAUAUCAAUGGUGUUGCAAAAA